CACGGCUGUGUUCCCAGAACUGGAAAGGAUUGUGCACAGACCCUACAAGCUUCCUCUCCUAGCUAUAGUCUACCUGUGUCCUUCACAGUACCAGUGGACUACCUAAAUAUGCAGUGGCUGAGGAGGUUCCUGACUCCACUGGGCAUCUGCAAAUCCUUGCACAGAUUCUCCCUACACUGUUCACAGCUGCACAGAUGGUUGAUUUCAGGAGUCGGAGCUCAAAGAUGGAAUGACUAUGAUUCACCUGAGGAGUUUAACUUUGCAAGUCAUGUCCUGGACUACUGGGCUCAAAUGGAAGCGGAGGGCAAGAGAGGAUCAGGUCCAGCCUUUUGGUGGGUGAAUGGCCAAGGAGAUGAAGUAAAGUGGAGCUUCAGGGAGCUGAGGGACCUCAGCAGCCGUGCUGCCAACGUCUUUGAGCAGACUUGUGGCCUGCAGCAUGGAGAUCGCCUGGCCUUGAUUCUGCCUCGAGUGCCGGAGUGGUGGCUGGUGACACUGGGCUGCAUUCGAACAGGAGUCAUCUUCAUUCCUGGGACCGCCCAAAUGAAAGCCAAGGAUAUUCUCUACCGAAUACAAAUGUCUCAAGCCAAAGCCAUUGUGACCACAGACAGCCUUGUCCCAGAGGUGGAAUCUGUGGCUUCUGAGUGUCCUGGUCUGAAAACCAAGCUGGUGGUGUCUGAUCACAACCAUGAAGGGUGGCUUAACUUCCGGACACUGCUUAAAUCAGCAUCCCCAGACCAUACCUGUGUUAAGUCAAAGAUGAAGGACCCCAUGGUCAUCUUCUUCACCAGCGGGACCACAGGUUACCCCAAGAUGGCAAAGCACAACCAAGGACUUGCUUUCCGGUCUUCUGUGCCUUCAUGCAGAAAAUUUUUGAAGCUGAAGACAUCUGACGUCAUUUGGUGCAUGUCAGACCCAGGAUGGAUUCUGGCUACUGUGGGAUGCAUGUUUGAACCCUGGACAGCAGGAGCUACAGUCUUCAUCCACAACCUCUCUCAGUUUGACCCCAAAGUCAUUGUAGAGGCACUGUUCAAAUACCCUAUCACUCAAUGCCUUGCUGCCCCAGCCGUGUAUCGAAUGGUUCUUCAGGAGAAUAUCUCCAAUCUCAGGUUCCCCACCCUGGAGCAUUGCGCAACUGGUGGAGAGAGCCUGCUGCCUGAGGAAUAUGAGCAGUGGAAGGAAAGGACAGGCCUUUCCAUUCAUGAGGUCUAUGGACAGUCAGAAACGGGGAUCACCUGUGCCAUCUUCCGGGAAAUGAAGGUCAAGCGAGGCUCCAUAGGGAAGGCCGUUUUACCCUUUGACAUACAGAUCAUCGAUGAGAAGGGCAACAUCCUCCCACCCAACACGGAAGGAUACAUUGGCAUCAGGAUCAAGCCCACCAGGCCGCUAGGCCUCUUCGUGGGAUAUGAGAAUAGCCCAGAGAAGACAUCUGAAGUGGAGUGUGGGGACUUUUACAAUAGUGGGGAUAGAGCAACUAUUGAUGAAGAUGGCUACAUCUGGUUCUUGGGGAGGAGUGAUGAUGUCAUCAAUGCUUCCGGGUACCGCAUCGGGCCUACAGAGGUGGAGAACGCCUUGGUGGAGCACCCAGCAGUGUCAGAGUCUGCGGUGGUGAGCAGCCCUGACAAGGAUCGAGGAGAGGUGGUGAAGGCUUUUAUUGUCCUCAACCCAGAGUUCCUGUCACAUGAUCAGGAACAGCUUAUCAAAGAGCUACAGCAGCAUGUGAAGUCAGUGACUGCACCAUACAAGUACCCAAGGAAGGUGGAGUUUGUUUCAGAAUUGCCCAAAACCAUCACAGGCAAAAUCAAAAGAAAGGAACUUCGAAAUAAGGAGUUCGGUCGCAUAUGAACAACAAUCAACCCAAAGCAUCCUGUGACCUGAAUCCUUCGCUUUAGGGGGUGGGGGUGGGGUGAGAAUGGAAUGCAGGAAGGGGAAGUGUGAAAAAGAAAACCAAGACCCCAACAUUUUUGGUGCUUUUUUUUAAUUCAGUUGCUACCCUUCCUGAAAGGUCACAGUGCACUCUCAUACUGUAGGCAAUAAAAAUACAGAUUAAAUAUCA
Messenger RNA from Rattus rattus (black rat), 2053 nucleotides. RefSeq names its product acyl-CoA synthetase medium chain family member 1 (gene Acsm1). The coding region runs from base 109 to 1842 and encodes 577 amino acids. The record is from RefSeq and is a predicted model, not a curated record. Gene Ontology annotation, cellular component: mitochondrial matrix. Gene Ontology annotation, molecular function: fatty acid ligase activity; fatty-acyl-CoA synthase activity. The transcript has 14 exons. Gene Ontology annotation, biological process: fatty acid biosynthetic process; acyl-CoA metabolic process. NCBI's taxonomy places the organism in Eukaryota, Metazoa, Chordata, Mammalia, Rodentia, Muridae.